Hymenoscyphus albidus is the source of this 1447-nucleotide messenger RNA. Lineage: Eukaryota; Fungi; Ascomycota; Leotiomycetes; Helotiales; Helotiaceae. The record is from the annotation of a GenBank genome assembly.
AUGGGAGGUGCCACAGCCCCUCUCACAGGGCUCCCUCACACCAACCCAGCGAAAUCCUACUGGCAGCGAAACCCCCAUCGCAUAGCGGAUCUCCGUAGCACAGACUCGCUCCCUAAAUCCUCAAAAUAUAUCAUCAUCGGAUCAGGAAUCACAGGUGGCAGCAUUGCCUACAAGCUGCUCGUUCACGAACCCGCCGCUUCCAUCGUCUUACUUGAAGCGCGACAAGCGGCAAGUGGAGCAACCGGUCGUAACGGUGGCCACUGUCGUCCAGGAGACUACGACAAGUUCUCAGCCCAUGUUGAGCGAUUCAGUCUCGAAGAUGCGUUGCGAAUGGAGAAGCUGGAGGCUGAUAAUGUGAAGCUUCUGACGAAAUUCAUCAAGGAACAUGGAAUUGAAUGUGAUCUUAAUGAAGUUGAGAUUGUGGAGAUGUUUACAGAUGAGAAGCCAUUCAAAUAUGUUCUGGGUGUUUUGGAGGCCAGAAAGAAGGUUGCUGAGAUGAGAAAGGAGGCUCCGGUCUUGAGAGAAUACAGAAUUUGGAGUGCUGAGGAGACGAAGAAGGAGCUUCUUAUUCCUAGCGGUGUUGGUGCUGUAUCUUUAGUAGGAGGCUAUCAGCUGCAGCCAUAUCUCGUGGCUUGUGGGAUUCUGGAACUGGCAAUUGAGAAAGGGUUGAAUUUGCAAACCAACACUCCAGUCACUAAAAUUUUGAAACUCUCCGAAGACAACGAAGGUAAUGGGUGGAAAGUUCAUACCGAUAGAGGAGAUGUGUUUGCUGAAAAGGUUAUUUUGGCGAGAAAUGCAUAUUCUGGGGCGCUAUAUCCGGAUCUCGCUGAGUUCAUAUCCAACCAACGAAACGACAAAUGUGCGUCGUCCGACCAGGAUCAAAGAUUGUCGAUACUGGGGUCCUCCCAAGGACCGGUGUCUGGGAAACCGCAGAUUCUUCUGAUUAUUAUCAACAAAGAUACAAGGGCUCUCUGGGAGAAGGCGAUCUAGUACUAGGUGCGUUUUCAAACUGUUGGCUAUGUAUAAUGUGCUGACUUUUCCAAAGGUGGUAGUCUUAGGGCCAGUUCUAUUGAAGACUCGUCCAUCGUCCCAGAAAUUACAGAAUAUUUCGCGCAUAAGCUUCCCAAGAGAUUUUAUGGCAGAGAGAAUUGGAGAGAAGAUGGGGAGAUUAUUCAGGAGUGGAGUGGCAUUAUGGGGUAUACUUUUGAUCGCCGACCCAUCAUUGGUGAAGCUCCUGGUCAAAAUGGGCUGUGGGUUUGCGUUGGCUUUAAUGGACAUGGUGAGUUGAGAAGUCGGCUAUUCAAACAUUACUAAUACUUCAGGCAUGGCUCUCACAUUUCAAUCAGCGGAGGCUCUUGUGCAAAUUUUGGAUGGUAAAGAAAAGGAGGUAGAUAAGUGGCUUUCUAGUUGCUACAAGAUACAGAGGUUGCUCGAAAGUGGCUUAUGA